Molecule: messenger RNA, 309 nt
Organism: Loa loa (African eye worm)
Lineage: Eukaryota; Metazoa; Nematoda; Chromadorea; Rhabditida; Onchocercidae
Exons: 2
Coding region: 1-309 (102 amino acids)
Source: RefSeq, a predicted model, not a curated record
AUGGGCGUUUCAUCCAACUUCUUACGACUUUCAUCUACGGAAUCAAAACCAUGUUACAAAAUUCUAGGGAAUCCUGGAAAAAGAAAAAACCAAGUAAAUCUUGAAAGUUUCUGGAAACAUAAACAACGAUUCUUAACUGACACCCAAAAUGCUUCCAGAAGAAUUUUGGAGAGACAGAACCGCAUCUCAGAAGCAGGCAGAGGUGCAGAAAUUGAUACAGUUGAAACUCAAAAAAAUAUGUCACCUUAUUCUCUUAUAUUUCUUACUGAAACCUAUUUUGCAUCGAAUAUCAGCUUGUGGUGUAGUUAA